Molecule: messenger RNA, 1131 nt
Organism: Venustampulla echinocandica
Lineage: Eukaryota; Fungi; Ascomycota; Leotiomycetes; Helotiales; Pleuroascaceae
Exons: 1
Coding region: 1-1131 (376 amino acids)
Biological process (GO): nucleotide-excision repair; UV-damage excision repair; meiotic mismatch repair
Cellular component (GO): nucleotide-excision repair factor 1 complex; nucleus; ERCC4-ERCC1 complex
Molecular function (GO): single-stranded DNA binding; damaged DNA binding
Source: RefSeq, a predicted model, not a curated record
AUGGACGACGAUGAGUUCGAUACAGACGCCGAUCUCCUGGCGGCUCUAGCUGCCUCCGAAGCUGCUCUGGCUGCUCCAACGCGUGUUCAGCAACCGACCCCGCAGCGUCUUGACCACGCCCCUCCUGUGAGCAGUGUUCCAAGUCAUCCAAAGGUUGUACAGCCAACACCACAAGCUCUCCCUUCGCGCGCCACGGGUUCAGGCUCUUCCAUACUCGUCUCCCCGCGUCAGAAAGGCAAUCCGAUUCUCACCAAUCUACGCUCCUUUGCGUGGGAGUAUUCCGACAUCCCUGCCGACUAUGUUCUAGGACAGACUACGUGCGCGCUCUUCCUUUCCCUCAAGUACCAUCGUUUGCAUCCCGAAUACAUCUACAACCGCAUCCGGAACCUUCAGGGGAAAUAUAAUCUGCGUAUCCUGCUUACAAUGGUGGAUAUCGGGAAUCAUGAAGAUAGUCUGAAAGAGUUGGCGAAAACGAGUUUGGUCAACAACGUUACUGUCAUAUUAUCCUGGAGUGCCGCGGAAGCAGCACGCUAUUUGGAGUUAUAUAAGAGCUAUGAACAUGCGAAUCCAACCGCUAUUCGAGGUGUUGAGAGCAAGGGAUAUGCAGAGAAGAUGGUGGAAUUCGUGACGGUUCCGCGAAGCAUCAAUAAGACAGAUGCUGUCACAUUAGUAAGUGCGUUUGGCAGUUUAAGAGCCGCGGUCAAUGCUCGACCGGAAGAAAUCGCAGUCAUUGGUGGCUGGGGCGAGAAGAAAGUUAGGAAGUGGUGUACCGUUGUCAACGAACCUUUUAGGGUACGUAAAGCUGCAAGACGUGGCCUCUCGAGAAAUGGAGGAACGGAAGAUGUUGAGGCGAGAAGAGGGGUUUUGGAGCGAGCUAUUCCAUUGAGCACGGUACCUCGAAGGCAGAUGCAAUCUACUGGCGAGGACGAGAUAUCCCAAGAGCCAGGGGUACCAUCAAAUGGACCUGAUACGAGUGAACCAGAUGAAGACGAACUGGAGGCUUUAGCCGCCGCCGCUGCUGAAGCGGAAAAUACGCUGCGAAAGGAGAGCCGAAACGAGAGGACGCGAAAAGAUGAGGAGCUAAGUGGCGGCCUCGCUGCUGCACUUGCUAAGCUACGAGACAACAGCUGA